This is a messenger RNA of Cornus florida, 1167 nucleotides long. Its product is annotated as protein SULFUR DEFICIENCY-INDUCED 1-like. The record is from RefSeq and is a predicted model, not a curated record. Gene Ontology annotation, molecular function: protein binding. The transcript is spliced from 4 exons. The coding region runs from base 1 to 891 and encodes 296 amino acids. NCBI's taxonomy places the organism in Eukaryota, Viridiplantae, Streptophyta, Magnoliopsida, Cornales, Cornaceae.
AUGGAAGGAAUUAGGUCAAUGAAGAAGGGCUCUAAGAAUGAUAAAGAAGCAUUCCAUGUACUCCACAAGGUUCCUUCUGGUGAUGGUCCUUAUGUCCGAGCUAAACUUGCUCAGCUAGUUCAAAAGGAUCCAGAAGCAGCAAUAGUAUUGUUUUGGAAGGCUAUAAAUGCAGGAGAUAGAGUGGAAAGUGCCCUUAAGGAUAUGGCAGUGGUAAUGAAGCAAUUGAAUAGAUCUGAAGAAGCUAUUGAAGCUAUCAAAUCUUUUAGGGUUCUUUGCUCCAAACAAGCCCAGGAAUCACUUGAUAAUGUUCUCAUCGACUUAUACAAGAAAUGCGGCAAAAUAGAUGAACAAAUAGCAUUGCUAAAGCAGAAGCUUUGGUUGAUCUACCACGGAAAGGUCUUCAAUGGAAAACCCACAAAAACAGCACGUUCUCGUGGCAAGAAAUUUCAAGUUUCCGUCGGACAAGAAACUUCACGAAUGCUGGGAAAUUUGGGCUGGGCCUAUAUGCAGAAAACAAACUACGUGGCUGCAGAGGUGGUGUACCGGAAAGCCCAAAUGAUGAACCCCAAUGCCAACAAGGCGUGUAACUUGGGCCUAUGUCUGAUCGAGCAAGCCCGGUACGAUGAAGCCCGGUCAAUUCUUGAAGAUGUAUUGCAAGGUAGACUUACAGGUUCUGAUGAUUUGAAAUGCAGAAAUCGGGCAGAGGAAUUGUUACUGGAAGUUGAAUCCAGGCAGCCUCCUGAAGAAUUGUCAAAUUUUAUGGGGCUUAAUCUUGAAGAUGAUUUUGUUGAUGGGCUUGAAAAGUUGAUGAGUGAAUGGGCCCCAUUCAGAUCCAAAAGGCUUCCCAUUUUUGAAGAGCUCUCACCAUUUAGAGAUCAGUUGGCCUGUUAGGGUUUUGUAUUUUUUUAAAAAAUAAAUAAAUAAUAUGUAAAAUGCCUGUAGUAUAAGACUUUCUUAGCUGUUUUUUUUUUUUUUUUCAAAUAGGGUGUGUUUAUUAUAUAUGUGGUAUAAGAUUGUUGCAUUACUAGAAAGUUUUGGUUAAUCAAAAUUAGUAGUGCAACCUUCCUUGAAAUUGUAAUGGUUCAUAACCACGAUCAGUAAAAAAAUGAGACUUUUACUUAUCAUAUGUUAAUUUUUCAAAAUCAGAAAUUUAUUUUUUAAAGUGAA